Molecule: messenger RNA, 6265 nt
Organism: Sebastes umbrosus (honeycomb rockfish)
Lineage: Eukaryota; Metazoa; Chordata; Actinopteri; Perciformes; Sebastidae
Gene: znf142
Product: zinc finger protein 142
Exons: 8
Coding region: 400-5589 (1729 amino acids)
Biological process (GO): regulation of transcription by RNA polymerase II
Cellular component (GO): nucleus
Molecular function (GO): DNA-binding transcription factor activity, RNA polymerase II-specific; RNA polymerase II transcription regulatory region sequence-specific DNA binding
Source: RefSeq, a predicted model, not a curated record
UUUGCCAAAUAACAUUCCGACUGUUCGCUUGCGCUCAAAACAUUCGUUCCUAGUCCCGGUUCGUGUUAUCUUAACACAAUUCUGAUCGCAAGCAGAUGACAAAUAACUUAGAUAAAUAUGUUGGAGGGUAAUAUAGUUUGUGCAUUUUACUGUAGACUGUACGGACUGUAACUAGCAGGAGCAGUAGAGACUGGGGCAGUGAUCACCAGAAGCUAUAACGCUACAGCUCAGCUAACGUUAACAGAGACGUUGUUACCGUGUUGAUACCAGGUUAUAAUAUCAUUAAAGUAAGUGAAACUCCGGCUACUAGCUGUAUCAGUAUUAUUAAAGACAGCCUUUAACUAACACUCAGUAGAGAUGGAUGUUACCAGCUGGAUGCUGUUGAACUGAUGAUGGUUGAUGUUGUGUUGUUCAGAUAGAAUGGAUGGAGGAAAGACAGGCGACACAAUGGAGACGGUGGAACCUCGUGGAUGUGAAAGACGUGGGCAGAGUGUCCCAGACAGUGGCUUGUUUACCUCGCUCCCCUGUUCAGAAAGGCAGAUCACUCCAUCCAGUAAAAAACAGUUGGGGAACUACAAGUGUUCUCAAUGCAGUGAGGUUUUUUCAAAGCCAAGUGUCCUGAAACGCCACUUCAAAACCCUCCACAGUGGACACGAUCCUGAAGGCCCGUUCCCUUGCUCUGAGCAAGGCUGCCAGUUCAGCAGCACAGACCGUCAGGAAUAUCAAGCCCACGUGACGUCCACACAUGGUCUCACUCUUAUUCCUUGCACCCUCCAGUCCUGCAAAGUGUCAUUCCUCACACAGGAGGAAAUGGAGAGACACUUGCGGGUCCACAAGCCCUUCGGCUGCUUUCAGUGUCAGUUUGUCACUCAAAAUGUCAAAGACCUGAGUGACCACCUCUUGGAGCACAACCACGUGCCACCUUGUGCUCAAGGGAACGAGACUGCAGCCACAGCUGUAUGCACUAAUGGAAGCCACCAGCCUCAGGUGUCCGGCAGGCCGAAAACAAGACUGAUAUCCAACCCAGCUUAUGCAUCAUCGGUACCAGAAGACGGGAAUGAGGAACAGCCCGAGAGGCAAAGGCACAAUAUCGAAAGAGCGAGACAGGCAGUGGAAAGAGACAAACCUUCAGUAGUGGAUGCUGCAACCCUGCCAUCCAAAGAGUACCUUGCAGAGGGAUCAGAGCACACCUAUCGCACCCACACCUGCCCCAAGUGUCGGCGCUGCUUCAAGAUGCGCUCCCACCUGCAGGAGCACCUGCAUCUACAUUUCCCUGACCCCAGCCUCCAGUGUCCCACCUGCAAGCGUCACUUCACCAGCAAGAGCAAGCUACGCAUACAUAGACUCCGUGAGGCGGGUGAAAAGGUUCACCGUUGCCACUUGUGCGAAUAUUCUGCCGUGGAGCGGAACGCGGUCCGCCGCCACCUUGCCAGCGUGCACGCCGACGAGGCAGAAGAUGGCGCGACGAAUCACAGCUAUCCCUGCCCCACCUGUGGUCAAAGCUUUCGCCAGAGCAGGUCGCUUAAGGCCCACAUGAAGACGCACAACAUCUUGUCGGACAGCAAGCCGGUGGCCUGCUUCCAAGAGGGCUGCUCUUUCCAGAGUUCUUCACGCAAAGAACUUCUCAGACACGCUGCCGAGGAGCACGGGGUCACGGCGGUAGGGUGUCGUCAUCACGCCUGCGGUGCCGUCUUCCGAAGUGAGGCGGACAUGGAGGCUCAUUAUCGGACACACCUGGCCUACCACUGCUCACAGUGUGACUUCUCUUGUUCCAAUAAGACCGUCUUCCUGCAGCACCAGCGGCACGGUCACCCAGGAAACGACGAGCUUUACUGUGACUUUUGCUCCUUCGUCACAUUUAACCCCGUGGAGUUCGAGCAGCAUGUCGGACAUUUGCACGCCAACGAGAAGAUCCAUCGCUGCCCUCAGUGCAGCUACGUGACCUCGCAUAAACGGGGCUUGAAGCGACACAUGCUGAUGCACAGCGGUGAGAAGCCCCACAAGUGUAGCCAGUGUGACUUCAGGUGCCGAGAUGAGUCCUACCUCUCCAAACAUAUGCUCACCCACUCAGACGACAAGAACUUUAUGUGCGCUGAAUGUGGAUACGUCACUAAGUGGAAACACUAUCUGAACGUCCAUAUGAGGAAACAUGCUGGAGACCUCAGGUAUAAGUGUGACCAGUGCCCCUACCGCUGUCACCGCAUGGACCAGCUCAGUAGCCACAAACUACGACAUCAGGCCAAAUCACUCAUGUGUGAGAUCUGUGCUUAUGCCUGCAAGCGUAAAUAUGAGCUUCGCAAUCACAUGUUGGCCAAACACUCCGGUGAGGAGAAACCGCCAUCCGUCUAUAAGUGCAAAUACUGCACAUACACUACCUGCUACAGACAAGCCCUUCAAAACCAUGAAAACUGCAAACAUACCAAGCUGAAAGAGUUCCGGUGUGCCCUCUGCUUCUAUUCCUCCUUCAGCAGCAUCAGCCUCUUCCUGCACAAAAGGAAAGCUCAUGGCUACGUACCUGGGGACAAAGCAUGGCUGGAGAACUACGCCUUGAAGGAGAAGGAGAGGAACUCAACCGAGUUCUUGCAGGAUUUUUACAAUAAGUCUUCAUCAGUUCAUGAGCAGUCUGAACAGUCCACUUCUGAAGGACUUCCACCUUCUCAAGGAGAACAAUCUGAUCUUCCCGGCUCAGCAGAUCACAGUGCCGGCAAAGGAUCCGUAGCCGGUUCACAAACUGUGGCUUCUGUGGAUGUUUUUGAUGUUGUUUCUCAAGAGGUUGUUAAUGAAGGUAUUUCAGACAGUCCUCCAUCUGUGAACAGUCCUGAGGAGUACUGUACUCUUGUUUUAACAACACUAUCGACCGCUGACUAUCAGACCCACUCUUUGCAAAAUCAGGAGGAAAAUUGCAAUGCAAAUCAAACUCCAAGCUCAACCACUUUAAAUUGUAACGGCUCUGACAUAUCACAAAAGAAGGGAGACUUCUCUGCAUCUUCAUCAGAGGAAGACGACGUAGCUGUGGCAGAUGCAGAAUGUGAACAAAGUGACUUAGAUGACAACUAUGAGCCUCUGAAUAAUACAAGUCAACCAGAUGAACCUGGAGAGUGUCCAACACCUGAGGUGGAGUAUGACGGUGGAACAAUCAAUUCCACUUUUCCAUCUGAACAAAAUCAGCCGUUAGAAUCUGAGAUCCGUCUGAAAGCUAUGAAGAAGCACGACAAGGACCAAGCAGAAGCCAUGGUUUUGGACGGACGGGUGCAGAUGCUCGUGGUGCCGACUAAAGACGUCUACCGCUGCGACAAGUGCUCUUAUGUAACCAGUAAGGAGACGGCUUUGAAGUACCACUGCCAGGCAUUGUGUAACGGUAGGAUAAAGGGACACAAGUGCCAGGCCUGUGGUGCGCAGUUCAAACAGAGGCGAGGCCUCGACAGCCACCUUGCAAAGAAGUGCCCAGCGCUUCCACGAAAAACAAGGGCAUUUGUAGGCAUUUCAAAUAUAGCAGAAGACGACUCUGCUGCAGGCCAGGGAGGAUCCAAACAACUGGAUCCAAACAAAAUGAAGACAAAGAAGCUUUUGAAAGUUAAACUUGCAAAGAAGCAAUCGUUUUCUAGCAACAAGCAAAGAAAUGUUCCACUGCAGAAGUCCCUUUACGCUAAUAAUGAUGGGCAAUUCAAAUGCGAGCUAUGCAGUUUUUCAUCGGUUAGGCUUGCAACGGUUGAACGGCACCUCUCAACCUGCAGAAAAAGGAAAAGAUGGAAUCGGAUUGUUCCAGAAGUGGAGGAUGAGCGUGGUAGCGAGUCAGUCAAAGAUAAAGAGGACUUGGUGGAAGAGUCCAAUGACAGAACUGGGAAAGUUCCUGAGAAACAUCAGGUCUUCUCUUGUCCAAGCUGUGCAUUUAAGUGCAAUCAGAAAAGGGCAUUAGACUGUCAUGAAAAGAGAGGCUGCUUGAAGCCAGGUGAAGUUCAAUGCAACGUGUGUUCAUUUAUAGCCAAAUCUCAAAUUUCUUUGACCCGUCAUAUCCUGUGUGUCCAUAACAAAGAAAAGGUUGGUGUUGCUAAACCUUUGCAUUGCCAGCACUGCACGUUCACCUGUAAACAAGAACGAUGCAUGGCGCAACACGUCGUGCUCAAACACAAAGGUGCGCGACCUCACCAUUGUCGAUAUUGUCCUUUUAGCACCACGAGGCGCUAUCGCCUGGAAGAGCACGAAUCUCUCCACACAGGAAUCGGUCGCCACAGCUGCGACGUGUGCGACAAGACCUUCGGGGCCGUCACCAAACUGCGUCAGCACAAAAUGCGCAUCCACGACAAACAGCCGACGCACUUCUGCUCACUCUGCGACUUCAGUGGCUACACGCUCGACGAUGUGAGACGGCACAAUCUCAGGUGCCACACGGGGGAGUUGCGCCACACUUGCACUCACUGCGAUGCCCAGUUUAGUUCAGAAGUUGCGCUGAGAAACCACUGUAAACGUGCGCACCAGCUCCAGGUCUGUUUCUCGUGCAAGCAGUGCGACUACACAUGUGGCAGCGAGGCCACUCUGAAGGCCCACCAAGAGAGCAAGCACCCGCAGGUAAAGUGCAACACCUGCCAGGAGUCUUUUAAGACAAAGGAGAGCCUCGAGAUCCAUCAGAGAACCCACCUGGCACAUACGUGUCAGCUGUGCCCGUUCGCUACCAAAACAAGGCAGCUGUUAGCUCAGCACCUCCUGAACGAACACGAGGAGGGAUCUCCGGAGGACAAGCCCCUCAAGUGCAGCUCGUGUCAGUUUGCUUGUCGGCAUCAGCUGGUGUUGGAGCAGCACCUCCGUUCACACGGAGGCAAGCGGCUGUACAAAUGCACAGACUGCGAGUAUUCAACCCGGAACAAGCAGAAGAUCACGUGGCACAUCCGUAUACACACCGGAGAGAAGCCUUACAGCUGUGAGCAGUGCAGCUACACCUGCACCGACCCGUCUAGGUUGAAGCUUCACAUGAGGGUUCACCAGGAAGAGAAGAAGUACCUUUGUCCAGAGUGCGGCUACAAAUGCAAGUGGGCGACUCAGCUGAAGUACCACAUGACCAAGCACACAGGGGACAAGCCAUACGCCUGUGAUGAGUGUGACUACCGCACUAACAGGGCGGAUGCUCUCCGUGCCCACCGGGACACACAGCACUGCGACCUGCGCCCUUACGUCUGCGAGAAAUGCGGCAAAGCCUUCAAGACUAGUUUUAUACUGAAGACCCACCAGCGGCAACACAGUGACGAUCGGCCAUACGCGUGCGGCCUGUGCCACAAGGCCUUCCGGUGGCCGGCGGGUCUCAGACAUCACUACCUCUCGCACACCAAGCAGCAACCUUUCCGCUGUCGCCACUGCUCCUACAGAGCCAAACAGAAGUUCCAGGUGGUCAAGCAUUUGCGGAGGCACCACGCAGAGAUGUCAGUGGAGCAGGGGGUGGUGAGGGACUCUGGAGCAGUUAGCCUGACCCUGAAGGAGGCCUUGCAGGGGACAUUGGAUGAGAGAACAGCAGAAGAAGUGGAAGAGGAGGAAGGAAGGGCCAACGAGGUACAGGUAGUAGCUGAGGAGGUUGUGCAAGACGGCGAGACAAAACGCUGAAGAGAGGGUACAAUAGAUGCAGUGGUCAGUUCAGAUUGUAGAUGGCUAUCGUUGCUAAAAGUAACAGUGACAAUAUUUAGAAUUGACCACUUUUAAUGUGCUGUAAAAGGAUAAUAAAACACAUCAGUAUAUUGUUCAGUGAGAGAAUGUGGAUUGAAAGAAAAGGCGUGUUCUGUGAAAAAGAAAACAUGUUUUAUUUGAUAUUUGCUUGUGAUAAAGAACUAUAAAGUGAAUAAAUGAACUACGAACGAGUGAAUGUUGAACCAUUCAGACAAUGCAUUGCCAGGCCUAUAUAUACACACAUUUACAUUAUAGACAACAUGACUUUGUGGAAUUUGUACAUUAGUCAAUAGAAAUAACUCAAGCAGGCACUUAAUCCUAGAUUAACCAACAUGAUGCAAAGUUCUGAGGACUUUAUAAUAGUAGGUUUAUAAUAAUACUAUAACACUGAAUUAGAAUUUUUAUUCUAAUUCUAGUGUUGAGUUUUUUCACGUACUGUCACUGCCGCAUAUACGGUACAUUUAAAGGCAGACGGGUAUAUUUAGACAUUGUAGACAUGCAGCAAUCCUUCUUGUUCCUUCAUUCCCCAGAAAGAAAAAUUAAAAAGGAAUAUUUUCAUUUUAAGCAAUAUUUUCAUAAAAAGUUGAAUUGACAUGAGAACAGAAAUAAAUACAGA